Messenger RNA from Lolium rigidum, 3824 nucleotides. Its product is annotated as disease resistance protein Pik-2-like. The transcript is spliced from 3 exons. The record is from RefSeq and is a predicted model, not a curated record. Lineage: Eukaryota; Viridiplantae; Streptophyta; Magnoliopsida; Poales; Poaceae. The coding region runs from base 36 to 3551 and encodes 1171 amino acids. Gene Ontology annotation, molecular function: ADP binding. Gene Ontology annotation, biological process: defense response to other organism.
AGCAAGAUAAGCAAGCAGCGACCGAGUCAGCAGCAAUGGCGGACCUCGCCGUCGGCCUGGCCAAAUCGGUGGUGGAGGGGGCGCUGACCAAGGCGCAGUCGGCCAUCGAGGAGGACUCCAGGCUCCGGCAGAGCGCGCAGCGGGACCUGGUGUUCAUCACCGGCGAGUUCCAAAUGAUGCAGUCCUUUCUGAAGCUCGCCGACGACGAGCGCACGCGGAACAUCGUGGUGCGGACCUGGGUGCGGCAGAUCCGGGAGCUCGCCUACGACGUGGAGGACUGCAUCGAGUUCGUCCUCCACCUCGACAAGAAGUCCCAGUGGUGGCGCCGCAUGCUCCCGUCCUUCAUCGCGGCAGCGACCCAGCCGCUCGACGAGGCCAUCGCCGAGAUACGGCAGCUCAAGGCCCGGGUCGAGGAUGUGAGCUCCAGGAACGCGCGCUACAGCCUCAUCAGCGACUCCGGCUCCAAGCCCGCCGUCGUGCAGCAGCAGCCACCCGCGGCGGCGCGCGCCGCCAUGGGAGCCGCGGCGUUCAGCAUGCUCGUCGAGGCCACGGACAUCGCCAAAUGGCAGCAUGGGGAUCUCACCCAGCUCAUCACCAAGAAAGACGACGGUCUCCAGGUAAUCUCGGUGUGGGGGACGGGCGGCGAUCUCGGCACGCUAUCCAUCAUCAGAAAGGCGUACGAGGAUCCAGAAAUUAGCCAAAACUUCAGCUGCCGUGCCUGGGUGAAGCUCACGCAUCCUUUCAGCCCCCUGCAGUUCAUCCGGAGCUUGAAGGUUCAGUUCUAUGCAAACUCUUGCAAAGAACCUGGAUCGAGCAACCGUGUAGGAGUACUGAAGAUGAUGGAGGCCACUCAAGACGAUCUGGAAACAUUCAUGAAGGAUCUCGACAGCAAGAAGUACAUCAUCGUCUUAGAAGAUGUGUCCACCAUUGUAGAUUGGGAUGCUAUCAGAAUGUUCAUUCCCAGCAACAAAGGCAGCUGUAUCAUUGUGUCGACGCAGCAAUCCGAAAUAGCAAGCGUCUGCGUGGGGCACACAUAUCAAGUAUUGGAGCUGAAGCAGUUCUCCACCGAUCACUCGGUUUAUGCCUUCAGAGAGGGAUCUCAAGGUGAGAAAGAGAAAGACAAAGAGGUACCAGCAGAGCAUGGAGUGAGAGCUGACACAGUUCUCACCUCUGAAAACAAUGCAACCCCUGCCUGGAUGAUGAACUACUCUAUCACUGGACGUGAGUCAGAAAUGAAAGAGCUUUGUGAAUAUGCAACCAGGGCACGCUUAGAAUCUUUGCAGGUUAUAUCUGUCUGGGGGAUAGCUGGCGUUGGAAAAUCAGCUCUUCUAAAACAAUUCUUCUGCGAGAGAUUUCUUUCUAAUCUACAUGAGAAGUGUCGCUGGGUGGAAGUAUCCCAUCCAUUCAAUUUAAGGGACUUCUCUCGGAGUUUACUUCUGGAUUUUCAUUCUAAAUCACUUCAAGCCCAGGAGGCUGCACGCCAUGGAACAAUAAGAUUCAAAAACCCUAUUCAAGAGUGUCGUGAUCUUCUGGAACAGCAUAAUUGCCUCGUCAUUAUUGAUGAUCUCCAGUCCAAGGAAGAAUGGGACUUGAUAAAAGCUGCCUUGUUGUCUAGAUCCUCUAAAAGUAUUAUCAUUGUUAUUACAACUGAUGCAAGCAUCGCCACAUGUUGCGCAGAUAAGGAAGAUCUUGUGUUUAAUGUCAAGGGUCUUAAAGCAGAUGCAGCCAUUAAGCUCUUCCACCAAGAGGUGCGAAAGAAGAACCCAUUGUCCCCUUUGAUGGAUCUCAGGGUAGAAGAGGCAGCAAAGCUAGAUGAACUUAUUCUCAAGUGUGGCGGGCUUCCAGAAGUAAUAGUUGCAAUUGCUGGUGUAUUGGCCAAGAAAACAGUCACACUAAUGGAUACUGUGGAUUCUACCAAUCUCAGAUUCAUGCACACACUGGAAACCAACCCAGAGUAUGACAGUCUGCGGGGCCUGUUCAGUUGGAUGUAUUCCUACUUCCGUAGUUGCCCAGAUUCCCUCAAGCCGUGCAUCUUCUAUAUGUCGCUUUUCCCCCGAGAUCAGAACACUCGGCGGAGACGUGUGGUGAGGCGGUGGGUUGCAGAGGGCUACUGUCGGGACACUGAAGACAAAUCAGCAGAGCAAAAUGGGGAGGUGUUCUUCUCCAAUCUCCUCGAUCUGAGCAUAAUCCAGCAACCACCACAGCUAGUCACCACCACCACAUUGGGUGACACAAGGAUGAUCUCAUGCCGUGUCAAUGGCUUCAUCCGUGAAUACAUUGUCUCACGGCGGAUGGAGGAGAACCUUGUCUUUGAGCUGGAGGGCAGCUGCAAUGUGACCACCCAAAGGACCGGUCGCCACCUCAUCAUAAGGGAUAGCUGGGACAGGGACAAGAUUGUGUUUCAGAGCAUGGACUUCUCGAGGCUACGAUCAUUGACUGUGUUUGGGAAUUGGAAACAAUUCUUCGUCUCCGAAAGCAUGAAGCUUCUUCGGGUGCUUGAUCUAGAGGAUGCAUCUGGCGUAGAGGAUGCUGAUCUCGAGGAGAUGCUGAAGCAACUACAUCGUCUCAAGUUCAUCUCACUGCGUGGAUGUAGUGAGAUCCACCGUUUGCCAAGUUCAUUUGCUCAUCUGCAGCAACUCCAGACUCUCGAUAUCAGGGGCACCUCUAUUGGGAAGCUGCCAAGGAGCAUCACCAGGCUGCAAAAGUUGCAGUACAUCCGUGCCGGCACCUCCGUUCAGGCAGAGCAAUCAUCAACAUCAUGUAUUUCAGUAACCAAAUUUUGCGGACCUUGCCACCAAGUUGGUGUUAUUGUGCCCGGAGGGAUUGACAAACUGACAGCAUUGCACACGUUUGGUGUUGUCAAUAUCGGAGCAUCAGGUGGGAAUGUAAUCCUAAAAGAGCUCAAAGAUCUGACCCAGUUGCGCAAGCUUGGAGUGUCCGGCAUCAACAGGAGAAACAGCAAGACGUUUUUCUCUGCAAUCUCAGGUCAUGUCCAUUUGGAAUCCUUGUCAGUGCAGCUGGACAAGGACAGUCGAGGUUGUUUGGCUGGCAUAUUGCUGCCUUUGAAGACAUUGCAGAGUCUCAAACUGCAUGGGCCUGUCGAGAAGUUGCCAGUUUUAGAGAUCAGCCAGGAUAGCAAGCUGACAAAAUUGGAUUUGGAGAUGACCCUAUUGACAGAGACUGACAUAGAGCUCAUUCACAGUCUACCCAAAUUAUGCAUUCUUCGUAUCAAGCAGCUCCAAAAUAGCAAGCUUGAUUUUUGUGUCGAAAAGAAUGGCCUUGAGUUGCACACUUAUGAAAAGGUCAAGGUCCUCGAGAUUGCUUUCAGCUCCAACUUAGAUGUUACUUUUGGAGCAAACACAAUGAGAAGUCUUGAGCUGCUGAAGGCUCACUGCUGCAAUGGGUCUUCGGUGAAGUUCUCCGGCCUGGAGAAACUAUCUCAACUGAAGGAAGUCUUGCUGAAGGGUUGCUGUGACGACAAGCUGAAGGAAGAGCUGCAGAUCCAACUCAACGGUCAUCUAAAGAAACCGACUCUGAAGCUGGAGGCAUAACCACGUUCGUCCUGAUGGUCAUGGAUACUGAUCUCUGAAUGGACAUUGUCUCUGUUAAUUUUUCUUACCUUUUCUUCUCACUCUUUUUCCAUCCUGAGUUCAACUUAGCAUGUACUGCAACCGAGGACGUAUCCUAUGCACCUGUCUAUUUGGUGAAACCUGUGCACCAACCUACAAAAUACAUGCAAAUAUACUGUAAAAAAUAUGUUUAUGGAGGUAGAUACAUCAUAGAUCUACAAUGCCACAAAAUUUCGAUUUCAAGAUCCACGCACA